Molecule: messenger RNA, 522 nt
Organism: Prorocentrum cordatum
Lineage: Eukaryota; Dinophyceae; Prorocentrales; Prorocentraceae
Source: the annotation of a GenBank genome assembly
AUGCAUCCGCCACCGCCUCCUCUGCGCAGCGUCUGCACACGAUGUGAAAUCUGUGCACAGGGCAGGCGCGAGCACGAUCUGCUGAACUUCGGGCGUUCUCUCGAGACCGUUCGCGCACGCGCGUUUGACAAGGGCCAGUUAGCGUCCUCCCCGUACCUCCUGCCCUCCCACGUAUUCUCCUCUUCCUCCGCCCCGCAGCCACUGCUAGAGUGUGGCCUCACAGCGUCCGGCGUCACCACAUCGACUGCCCGAGAUGCGAUAGGUCAGAUACGUCUGCGGGACGGCCUUGGCCAUGGAAUUUUUGCCACGCACUCGUUUUUGCUAGAGGUUUCUGCGGGUCUGGCGACCCUGGCGAGUCACACGAGCAUGCAACGCACGAGCUUGAGCUCGAAGCUCGCUUCUCCGACAUUGCAUCUCAUGUCAUCCCUUGUCCUGCCGUCGCCGACGGCGGCGGCGACGACGGUUCCAACGACCAUCCCGAGUAAGAAUCCGACGACAAGGGAGAGCACGUUUUUAUCAUAA